Messenger RNA from Lates calcarifer (barramundi perch), 1701 nucleotides. RefSeq names its product G-protein coupled receptor 84. Gene Ontology annotation, biological process: neuropeptide signaling pathway. Gene Ontology annotation, cellular component: membrane. The transcript is spliced from 2 exons. Lineage: Eukaryota; Metazoa; Chordata; Actinopteri; Centropomidae. The coding region runs from base 160 to 1380 and encodes 406 amino acids. Gene Ontology annotation, molecular function: urotensin II receptor activity. The record is from RefSeq and is a predicted model, not a curated record.
GAAUGUGUAGAGGGUACUUGAGCAACACAGAGGAUGCACUUAAACUGUGAUGGCAACAGGAAGCGAGACAUCAGAGUAUCAGAUCACUGCGGAGAAUGACAGAGCUACUAAUCCACAAUCACAAAGACUGGCAGAAAUCCUCAGCUUAAAGUUGACAGAAUGCUGAUGAACAACACAAACCAAACGGAGGACAACCUCUUCUCCUGCUACAGUCCUUCAGUCGUAGGCUACCGGUACUUUGCUGUGCUGUGGGGUUGUGCUGUGACCAUCACUGGUACGGUGGGGAACCUGAUGACCAUUCUAGCCUUCGCCUUUGAUGCACGUCUGAGGACUCGUUUCAAUGUGCUAAUUGUCAACCUGGCUGUAGCUGAUCUCCUGUACUGCACCAUACUGCAGCCCAUCUCAGUCGACUCCUAUCUACACCUCAGAUGGCGCAGUGGUGAGCUCUGGUGCAGAGUGUUCGGGCUGCUCCUCUUCCUCUCCAACUCUGUCUCCAUUAUCACCCUGUGCCUGGUGGCAGUGAGCAGAUAUCUCCUGGUUGCCAAACGGGCUGUGUUUGAUCGUGUCUUCUCUGACCGAGGUCUUACUUUACUUGUGAUCUCAGCCUGGGCACUAGGUCUGGCCAGCUUUGGCCCACUCUGGCAUGUUUUCGUGUUUGUGCCACAGGUGUGCACAUGUAGCUUCCAUCGUACUAAGGGUCGCCCCUACAGCACCAUCCUGCUCUUUUUCUACUUUUUUGUUGGCCUGGGCUGUGUUGGUGCGUUCUACCUGUUGAUUUACAAACGUGUCCGGAUCGCUUCACAGGCCCUGCUUCGCUACAGGCUCAGCCGCCGCUCAUCCAGGAAGAAACCAACUUCUUCAGUACAAGGAACUGAUGACAGUGGUGUAGAGAGUGGCAUGGCCAACACAUCUUGCUGUGAAAUGAGCAGCCAGGCAGAUGUAGCCCAAGAUAAGAAUGAGAUCACCUCCAAAACAUUCUCCCAAUCUACUCCAAGCUCAGCCUUAAAUUCAUCCCCAGGCAACAAGCCUCCCCCUGAUAUCGUCCCUGCACCCACCACUGCAGCGUCUUCAUCCCGUUCAGCAACUUCAGGAGAUGAUGGUGAAUUUAAACGCGUGACUCGCAUGUGCUUCACCGUUUUUCUGUGUUUCGUGUUCUGCUUCGUCCCCUUCCUGUUGCUCAACAUAGCCGACAAACAAAACCGCGCCCCACAGGUAUUGCACAUGUUCUGUGCAAACCUCACCUGGCUCAACAGCUGCAUCAACCCUGUGCUCUACGCUGUCAUGAACCGCCAGUUUCGGCAGGCCUACCACCUUCUGAUCACCAGGGCCGCUUCACCAUUCACCUGCCUCUGGGCCAGGUGGCAAGGCCUGAGAUCCUGAUUUCUUUGAACUUGCCUUACAGAAACCUAGUAUGAUAUUAUUCUAGUGAAAUACAAGACAACUUACAUUCAGUCGCUAUGCACUUUCAAGUUGUUUUUCUGCAUGAUUUAUUAAUUAAUGAAAGAGAAAGAGAAGGAGUUAUGCAGGAUCUUAGCUCUGAUAUAGUGAACAGCAUAAUUUACAUGUGAUUUAUGUUGUAUCACAAACAUUGCAGACAUGUUUUACUUCAUUGUUUGCUUUUUACAUUAUGUGUCAUGUAUGCGCAAGAUUAUACUACGCGUUUAUGUUAUGUAUAUAAUAAAUUCUAUUUUGUAAUACAUA